Molecule: messenger RNA, 870 nt
Organism: Psilocybe cubensis
Lineage: Eukaryota; Fungi; Basidiomycota; Agaricomycetes; Agaricales; Agrocybaceae
Exons: 3
Coding region: 1-870 (289 amino acids)
Source: RefSeq, a predicted model, not a curated record
AUGCCUCAAGAGCACUUUAGAGUUCCGUUAUUGUCAUCUGUAGAGGACCCGCAAAUGGCAGCGUCGCCCGAGCAGCACAUUUGUGUCUGUGAUGCAUGCGGCCAAACUAUCCAAAAGGCUGAAUUUCAAAGAGGCAACAAUAUGUGGCUCCAGUGGACUAUCAUCGUGUGCCUCUUGUGCACGAUAUUUAACUGUCUAGUCUCCAUCGACAUUUCACCUCCAAAGUUUAAUCGUUUUAUCCCUGCAAUCCACAAAGGGCAAUACAAUAGCCUCAAACGACCUUCACCAUUCAUCGGUCUCGAGAAAAUUCAGACGUCAACAUCACCAAGAACUCUCAUUAACUAUCCGCAAGUUAUCGCACAGAUUGACGCGAGCAAUCCUCGUAGGAUAUUUGAUGACGACCCCAAGCGGUAUAUGUCCUUUACUGGUUAUGUGUCCCCUGAAGAUCGAAGAGUAAUGGUGUCUCCUUCGAUAUCUACAAUUGUGCAAUUUCGGGCAAUCGACUUUGGGAUGGAAAAGUGCGAACUAAAAUUGCUGAUUCCUGCUAACAGGAACUCUUCAUCUGGUCUCCCAUUCCUUCUGUCAAUACAUCGCCUAGAAACAACUCAGCCGAUAAAUACGAAAGAGCUAUCCUUCCACAAUUCCCCACGUCGACUUACAGCGGUCGCCAACCUGGAAUUUUUCCCCAAUACCGGUGUAGCAUGGCAAAGAACUUUCCACUGUGCCUGGGAUGACAUCUUAACCUUUGACAUUGGCUGUUCGGAUGAGGUUGGGUUUCAGUCAGAUGCUUGCUCGCUGGAAUGGUGGCAAAACAAAGAGGAAGACAAACCUACCCAAGGGAUCUUUAUGGUGCAGCAUUCUACUGUGUAG